Messenger RNA from Exophiala xenobiotica, 3635 nucleotides. RefSeq lists its product as uncharacterized. NCBI's taxonomy places the organism in Eukaryota, Fungi, Ascomycota, Eurotiomycetes, Chaetothyriales, Herpotrichiellaceae. Gene Ontology annotation, biological process: DNA-templated transcription; regulation of DNA-templated transcription. Bases 519 to 3308 code for a protein of 929 amino acids. Gene Ontology annotation, molecular function: DNA-binding transcription factor activity, RNA polymerase II-specific; DNA binding; zinc ion binding. Gene Ontology annotation, cellular component: nucleus. The record is from RefSeq and is a predicted model, not a curated record. The transcript is spliced from 2 exons.
CAGUGCCAUCAGUGCCAACCCUAGUAAUACUCUGCCACUAACAAGCUUGGCUUCCAGUAGUCAGCGAUCAAGUCCCUCAAUCCCUCAAUCUCCCAGAUUCAAUUUCAAAACUCUUGUACUCUUUACCUAGUCCCCUUCAUAUCACGAGGACUCUCGCAACCACAGUGACACUGGCCGGGCGGCGUCUGACUUGACCAGACAUUGCGCUCGACAACCAGUAUUGACCGCGUUCACUUCACGUCCACCCUCCCUGCUGCGCGGAUAAUCCUUAAGUCCGGACGAGCCCUUUCAGCCAGGCACCAACUGCGACCGCCUCAAUCACUCUCCCUUCGUUGUGCUGACCGGCGCGCAGCAAAUCUAACGGAAACCCUCAUACUUGAUUUCUAUUGGAAGUGGAUUACACAAGUGCCAACCGGAAGACAGGCUUCGAGCAACGCGCAUCGCAAGCCUCUGCUACAAUUUUCCCCCAGAUUGGCGGGGUUGAGAGCCAUAACAACAUUGUACAGAGAAUCCUCAAAAUGACUCCUACUCCUCCCUCGGCGAAUUCAUCACACUCGGGCGCUUCUCCAGACCAAUUUCGAGUGGUGCGAAAACGAAAUCGAAUCCCUUUAUCGUGCGCUCCUUGUCGGCACCGCAAGCUCAAAUGCAACCGACAGCAACCAUGUGAUAAUUGCACAAAGCGCGGCGAUAGUGCAUCGUGCGCGUAUGCCGCCCCUGCGGCGAGAAAGAAGGGCAGCUCAAGUCAGAGCGCCUCUAAUUCUACACCAGAUGAUAUGCAGAAUCGGAUAGACCGCCUGGAAGGCCUCGUUCUGUCUCUAAUGACCAACGGCUCGCAGGCCGUCGGUCCGGCGGCCGCCCAACAUGCGCUGUCGACCGGGACAAGCACUGCCGGAAGUGGUUCUUUGGGUCCGCCGCUUGACAAUGAGCUCGACGAGACUACCAUGAUGGAAGAUGGGGAUGGCCAAGAAGUCGAAAGUGAGACUGAUGGCGUGACGCAGAGCUUUGGCAUCCUGAAAGUUGACGCAGAGAGACAAAAGACGUUUUAUGUUGGUGAAGCACACUGGGCUGCCUUGCUGAAUGAAAUCGGUGAGGUCAAGAAUUACUUUCAUGCUCAUAAAAAGGAGUACGAAGCGCAGAUGGAGAAAGUCGAGCAAGCCAGAAAAGCCAUGGGUACGGAUGUCGGCGCAGGACCGGCUCUGUUAUUUGGAUCGAGUGUGCCCCCUAGUCGAGCAGAUAUUCUCGCCCAGAUCCCGUCUCGAUAUAUGUCGGAUAUCCUUAUCGGACGAUAUUUCAACACUUUCGACCCAGCCACCCACAUUUUGCACGGUCCGACUUUCCAGAGGCAUUAUAAUCAACACUGGCAGGAUCCGUCCAAGAGCUCGAUCGUCUGGGUCGCUAUGUUAUUCGCCAUGAUGCGACUGGCCAUGUUGUCAUACGGAAGAGAGGGCGAUGAACCGCCCGAGUUUAGGGGCAAGUGCCAGGAUUACUCCGCCAACUUCCGCACGCAGAUGGCACACUGUCUCAUCACAGCCGACUACACGAAACCGCACAACCACAUCAUUGAGACCUUGAUUUUCCACUUACACGCCGAGUACACUUCGAAUCGAGAUGCAGAAGCGAGUGUCUGGGUACUGGUUGGCAUGAUCGCUCGCCUGGCCAUGCGAAUGGGAUACCAUCGAGAUGCCAAGCUGUUCCCCAAUUUGACUCCUUUCGAGGGAGAAAUGCGACGUCGUAUCUGGACGUUCGUGCGCAGCGCUGAUCUGCUGUUUUCGUUUCAGGUGGCUCUUCCCUCGAUGAUCCGCAUUGGAGAUUCGGAUACUGAACUGCCGCGGAAUAUCUACGAUGACGAAUUUGACGAGGACUCGACAUCACUUCCUCCAGCGCGGCCUGCCAGUGAAGCCACACCCAUCUCGUACAUGAUUGCCAAAGGGAGACUCUCGCUCGGCUUCGGUCGGGUUCUGGAAGAGAUCAAUGGAGUCAACCGGAAAGGCUACGAUGAAGUGCUCAAGAUUGACCGCGGCCUGCGAGACAUCUAUGAAAGCAUUCCCGAGCAUCUCAAGCUCCGACCUAUGGCUGAACAAACAUUGGCUCCGAUCUCUUUGAUCAUGGCCAGAUUCGGCCUGGCAACUGUGUACCACAAAUCUCAGUGUGUCCUUCACCGGCGGCAUUUGCGCCUUGCCCGACCUGGCAACCGAUACAUGCAUUCGAGGAGAACUUGUAUAGACUCGGCUAUGCAGCUCUUGAGUUUCCAGGCCAUUCAACAUCAACAGAGCCGGGAACGUGGACGAUUGAGGAGUCUGCGAAAUCAUGUCAAUUCACUGACAGCACACGACUAUCUUCUGGCGGCCACCGUGGUGUGCAUGGACUUGUACAGCCAUCGCGAGCGCAGCGAAAAUGAUGUUAGUACCCCUAGCACGUCAGUCAGUGGAGGCAGCAUCAGCCAGGGAAGCAACAUGUCGGAAGGAGGGGCAUACGUACCAGGUCUGAGUCAUACGCGCGAAGACUUGAUCCGCGCACUCGAGGAGAGCCGCGAUGUCUGGAUGGCGAAUCGUGAUUUCAGCAUCGAAGCCUACAAGGCCAGCGAAUUGUUGAAUGUCCUGCUGUAUCACAUCAAGAUUCCGUUCUCUCCGAGCAAUCCUCAGCACACCCAGCUUCCGAUGAACCCCCAGCAGACGCCGGGAUCGAGUAAUGAUGAGCAGACAGCAGCGAUGACGCUGGGCAUGCUUCAGGCAGGAGGUUUGGCUUCGGGACAGCCCGGUAACGUGAAUCAAGCACCUUCACCGGGCAUUCAGUGGGACAAGGUGGCGGCAAAUGCAGGGUUGGGUGCGAGCAACGAUCAAUUCAAUACUGGACUCUUCAGCUCUGGGUCGAACAACGCGCCAAGCCCUUUCCCAGCCGCCUUCUUCAACGGAAUGGCCGAUUUUGGUACAAAUAUGAACCUAGAUUGGGAAGCAUGGGAUCAGUAUAUGCAACCUCAAAAUCUGGGACUAGAUCCGGCCGCGAACUUGUGGUCGAGUAGCUCGUCUAACAACAAUUUGUUCACGCAGUCACCGGACGCUGCUAAUGAUGCGUCGUUCGGGAUGGGAGGGCCCGGCUUCUUUACACAGAAUACCAUCAGCAGUAUGAUGAGCGGGUCGACGGACAGUAUGCCGAAAUCAAAUGAUCAGAUGCCGAACUUGACGGCGAAUUCGACCAGUCCGCCGGGAAAUGAUAACAGUGGCGCGGGAGAGGUUUUCAUGGGAGUGUCGACGCCACAGCCUGGCGGAGUUCCAAAUUGGAAGUGGACGGUUAUGAGCGACAAGAAGUGAUAUUCGAAGGAUGGAGGAAAUGCGAUGAGCUCAUGCGUGAUUGAUACCCGAUGAGAUGAUGAAUGGGAUUUGAAUUGAAUUUGGGAAUAUGUAACGAUAGUUGGAUAUCGGUCUGGAUGAGGCGAAGCCUUAAAACGAGAAAAAGGGCCAUCAAAAGGGGAAAUGUUGUUGACGACACUGCGGUAGGUACUAGUAGUGGUUCCGUUUAUAUGGGAUGUACUGGAUCUGGUCGGAGAUAGGUAUAGAGGUAACCUGACUCUUCUCUGGUGUUUGUCGUGGCACUCGGGGGUACCAUCAUACCUGACUACCUGGUAGCAUUCGAGAGGA